Messenger RNA from Thamnophis sirtalis, 2513 nucleotides. The record is from RefSeq and is a predicted model, not a curated record. Lineage: Eukaryota; Metazoa; Chordata; Lepidosauria; Squamata; Natricidae.
AUGGAGGUUGACUCCCCUAUUCCUAGGGGCCUACAAUAUCAAGGCCAUCCAAACACCCCUGAUAUGGCUGACAUCAUUGUGGUGGCCAUAGAAAGUUGCAUUGCAGCUGGCCUCCAGCACCGCGGCUCUGCAACUUCCACCCCUCAGAGAGAUGUUUCAGGCUCUAAAUGUGCCAAGAGGGAUAAAGGCCAUUCCUUCCAACUUACUGGGGCUCCAUCUGAUUCCACCUCUCAAACCUCAGCAAAGAAGAUCUCAGGUAUCCCGGCUUCCAAGCCCAUCCAAGCAGCUGACCUGGAUAAGUCCGACAUCACGAAUCCCCUCUUCUCUUGCCCCACGGUAGAAAAAGACAUAGUUCCCUCUCCCAAACUUUUCCUGGAGGUUGUCCAGAAUCAUUCCUUGGUCCUGUCUCCACAGUCGACGGUUUCAGUGGUUCCUGCUUCCCUAUCAGAAGACCAACAGCAGCUGUUUAUCUGUCCAGCNCUGGAGGCCGGCCGGGCCUGCCUGCUGGUGGCCGAGGUCAGCGACGCCUUCGAGCGGCUGGGCAGCCGGCCGCAGAGCCGCGAGAGCAGCCGCCCGCAGAGCCCGUCCUCGGUGGUCUCCCUGGAGGACGGCGCCGGCGCCCUGCUCUACAGCUACCAGCAGGCGGCCCAGGAGUGGAGCGUCCUCACCCGGCUGCCCGACGAGGCCAACGCCAAGGGAUGCGCCAUGUGCGUCCUCUACAACUACCUGUUCUUAGCCGGAGGGAUCUCCAACGCCGGGCCUGGCGAGCAGCGGCCCAAGCUGUCGGACAAGGUCUUUUGCUACAACCCCUUAACUGACACCUGGAGCCAGGUGAAGCCCAUGGGGCAGGCCCGCUCUCAGCUGAAGCUCCUGGCCCUGGACGGGUACCUCUACGCGGUGGGCGGGGAAUGCCUCUUCACGGUGGAGAAGUACGACCCCCGGUCGGACCGGUGGAGCCCCGUGGCCCCUCUGCCCAAGGGGGCCUUUGCCGUGGCUCACGAGGCCACCACCUGCAACGGGGAGAUCUACGUGUCUGGGGGCUCCCUCUUCUACCGGCUGCUCAAGUACGACCCCAAGCGGGACGAGUGGCAGGAGUGUCCUUACAACAGCAGCCGCCGUCGCUCGGCUGACAUGGUGGCCUACAAGAGCUUCAUUUACCGCUUCGACGUGAGCAGCAGCCGCGGGGAGCAAGGCCCGGGCGGAGGCGGAGUGGAAGUCUUCCAGUACAAUACGGUGGCCAAGCACUGGCGUCAGUGCGCUUCCUUUCGCCCCGCCGGCAGCCCCGUCCAACCUUUCCGCUGUGCAGCCUUGGGCAGCACCAUCUAUUGCGUCAACCGGACUGGGAUGUUGAGCUUCAACCUGGCUCAGAACGGCGAGGUGGAAGCAGACGGGGGACUUAAAGGCACCUUUGACACAGAACUGCUCAAAACUCCCUUCGACGCUAAAGGCCUCCUGCUCCCAUUUGUGCUGAUCCUCCCAGAGAAGGAAAAAAUUGGGGAGCCAGAGAGUCCUCUGUCCUUGUGAGAGCUGGCCUGGCGUUCGGGUCACUGCUUAGCAUGCAGUCCGCCCCCUUUAUCUGUGAUGUCAACAACGUAGGGCUUUUACUGAAGCACGGCCGAGGGCUGGCACAAGCUCUUCGGUCUUGGGUGGUGAGGAUGGUUGGGCUCCAAAGGCGAUAGAAGUAGCAGAAGCUAAUCCGAGGUGGAAAGGCAGCAGUAUGUAACAACUCCUUCGAGGGUAUAGAAGCAAAGGGGAGACCAUUGUCAGAAAUGUCUUUAGUUCAUGCAUGCACGCACCAGCGUGGGGGGUUAUUGUGUCCCACCUAAAAGUGUUGGCCAGCUGUUCAAAGGCUUCCUUACUGCACUUCAUGUAGGAAAGAACUCAUCUCUUGGCAUUCAUGUUAACCAGCCAGUGGAAAGCUGCUAAAACAGGUUUAAUUGUUGUGCUGUGUCUGCCUCCCUUUCCAAUCUAGAAAUAUGUUGGAUCUGUGUAAAAACCAGAAAACAACCCAUUUUAAAAAGGAAUUUCAGCUUUCGGCGGUGUUCUUUUGUGCAUCUUUGAAAGGAGAUUCUUCUAGGCACUUUCUGCUUGGUCUUCUUGCUCUUGGCUGCAAGGAAGGAGCCACCGGAGAACUAGGAGCUUGUAAUGUGGGAAGGGAUCAGUAUGCCAUUUUGGAAGUUUUAAUAGCCAAAAAAAAAAAAAAAAGUUCUUGUGUGAAAAAACAAUAGGCCAUCAUCCACCUCAUCAUCUUUUCUUGUUUGCAUUUUUAAGUUUCAUGAGAUCUUUAUGGAAGACAUGCCGUUGCGGAGCCUCAGGAAGUUAAAACAAUUGUGCAUGAUUAACAGAAGCAAAACAUAAGAUUUGAAACAAGUAACGUUUUCUCCCAUUUGCAUCUGUUAGAAAAAGAAGGAAAGUGGGCUGGGGGGGAAGCACCAAUAUAUUCAGUUCUGGGUUUCCUUUUUUUCCCCAUGUUCAACUUUUUAGGCAGGAUCAGAAAUAUAUAUAUUUAGUGU